Molecule: messenger RNA, 816 nt
Organism: Neopelma chrysocephalum (saffron-crested tyrant-manakin)
Lineage: Eukaryota; Metazoa; Chordata; Aves; Passeriformes; Pipridae
Product: carboxymethylenebutenolidase homolog
Exons: 5
Coding region: 1-729 (242 amino acids)
Molecular function (GO): hydrolase activity
Source: RefSeq, a predicted model, not a curated record
AUGGCUGAUCCUUUUCUAUAUGAUACUGGAGACAGAUCUCACUAUGGGUGCCUUGGACAUGAAGUACAAAUUGAGUACCUUAAGGCAUAUGUUUGUAGACCAUCUUUUUUCACGGACAAAGCUGUGAUUGUGGUUCAUGAUGUAUUUGGAUGGCGGUUCCCAGAUAUUAGAUACAUAGUCGAUUUGAUUGCAGGUCAUGGAUAUAUAGCCAUCUGCCCAGACUUUUUCAAGGGAACAGAACCCUGGAAAUCUACUGAUCACUGGGCUGACUUUGCUGACUGGAUGAAAGAUCAUGAUCCUAUGAAAGUAGACAAGGAAGCUGAUGUUGUCUUGAAGUAUCUAAAGGAACAAUGCGGUGCAAAGAAGAUUGGUAUCGUUGGGUUUUCCUGGGGUGGAAUGGCAGUACAUCACUUGAUGCUGAAAAAUCCUCAAUUAACCGCUGGGGUGUCCCUCUAUGGAAUAAUUAGAGACUCUGAAGAAAGAUACAAUUUACUAAAUCCGACAUUUUUCAUUUUUGGUGAGAAAGACCACACCAUCUCUUUGGAUCAGGUCUUCUUAUUGGAGGAGAAGUUGAAACAGUAUUGUAAAGUUUCAUAUAAAAUUAAAGUUUAUCCUGGACAAGUUCAUGGUUUUGCACAACUGAAGCCAGAAGAUAUGAAACCUGAUGAUAAACCUUAUAUUGAAGAAGCUAGAAAGGAUAUGAUUGAUUGGAUCAAAAUGUUUGUUUGACAAUAGCAGAAGGGAUUGAUAGGCUUCAAGAUCAGUGAGUGAUUUAAUUGAGAGAAGAAAACAGUCAAGGAAAAAAUAUGUUGAAAG